UCUUAUAUAAGCCCGAAUUCAAUCGAACAUCAACUGCAGUUUAGUUCUGUGCGCAUUUCAAGUCGAUAGCUGAGAAACUUUCCCAUCAUGUUGAAGCUGGUAUUCCUUUUGCUCGCCGCCCUCCUCGCUCUGGCUAUGGCUGUGCCGGCUCCUGUUCCCGGUCCGAAUCCCGCUCCCAAUCCACAAUUCUUUUACUCAGCAGGCUAUCCAGCUGUGGGAUAUGCUUCGCCCUAUGUUUACUAUGGUUAAACGAUCCCAUUGAUGAUAAUAAACACUUUUAAAUGCAAUUGAAAAACUAAAAA
Molecule: messenger RNA, 302 nt
Organism: Drosophila innubila
Lineage: Eukaryota; Metazoa; Arthropoda; Insecta; Diptera; Drosophilidae
Product: neuropeptide-like 4
Exons: 2
Coding region: 88-249 (53 amino acids)
Source: RefSeq, a predicted model, not a curated record